GGGACCUCGGGAGGGGAAGAACCCAGCCGAGAGAAGGAGGGAGGGGACAAGGAGGCGAGGGAGGAAGGGUAAGGCAGCAGGGAGAAGGAAAGACGCACAACUUGUGACCGCACGAAAGAGGGCAGAGGCAGGAGAAUGCGGGCCGUCUCGGGACUCCUUUGCGCCUUGACGCUGCUCCUCCUGAUGGGAGCGGUGCUCACCCAGAGGGUCCGGCCAAGAAAGCCCACCAGGCGCCCGUUCGCCCCCAAGGAGCCCGCCGCCGUCCCCCAGCCGGAGCCGGAGGAGCCCACGGACAUCCCUCCGGUCAUCCUGGGCCCGCCCUCCGUGUACCCGGACUGUCCCCGGGAGUGCCUGUGCUCUCCCAGCUACCCCAACUCUCUCAACUGCGAGAACCGGAACAUCCGGGCCAUCCCCGCCAUCCCGCCCAGGGCCCACUACCUCUACCUGCACAACAACUACAUCACCCAGGUGACGGCAGAGCCCUUCCUGAACGCCACGGGGGUCCGGUGGAUCAACCUGGCAAACAACCGCAUCCAGCGGAUAGACAAACAGGUGUUCCAGAAGAUACCUGAUCUGUUGUACUUGUACGUGCAAGGUAAUCAGCUGAAGGAGGUGCCCUCGGGUCUUCCGGCAAGUCUGGAACAGUUGCGUCUCGGCAGGAAUCGCAUUUCCAAAAUACCUGCCGGUGCCCUCAGCAAGAUGGGCAAUCUGACCUUGCUCGACCUCUACCACAACCAGUUGAGUGACAGCGGCCUGGGCGCCAACACCUUCAAGGACUUGUCCAGCCUGAUGCAGCUCAACCUGGCGCACAACGUGCUGAAGAAGAUGCCCGCCGGCGUUCCCAGCGGCCUCAUCCAGCUGUUCCUCGACAAGAACCGCAUCGACGACAUACCCAAGGACUACUUCCAAGGCUUCGGUCACUUGGCCUUCGUGAGGCUCAACUACAACGAGCUGAGUGACAAAGGCGUCCCCAAGGCCGUGUUCAACAUCUCCACCCUGCUGGACCUCCAGCUCUCCCACAACCAGCUGGCCUCCAUCCCACUCUUCAGCAGUCACCUGGAGCACUUGCACCUCAACCACAACAGCAUUAAAGACAUCAACGGGACACUGAUCUGCCCGCAGAACCUGCAGGCGCAGUGGAGCGACCCGGAGCUGGCGCCAAAACUAAGGUACCUGAGAUUGGAUGGAAACCACCUGAACCCUCCGAUACCCAUGGAUGUCAUCAUGUGCUUCAGAAACCUCCACUCUAUCGUUAUUUAGGAAGCUCCGCCCCGUCACGGCGUUAAGGUGCCGAGGUUUCACGUGCUCGCGGUUGAAUCGACUUAUUUACGAUCAGCCGUUUGGAGGAAUGGCUGAUCAACUUUUCUACACAUAUUCAUUCUUCUACGACAUGGGUGUCAAACUCUGGCCCGCGGGCCAAAUUUCUAUCUUUAGGGUCCGCAGGCCCAUUGCAAAGGACCCUAAGUGAAUUAUAUUUAUAUAGCGCUUUUCUCUAGUGACUCAAAGCGCUUUACAUAGUGAAACCCAAUAUCUAAGUUACAUUUAAACCAGUGUGGGUGGCACUGGGAGCAGGUGGGUAAAGUGUCUUGCCCAAGGACACAACGGCAGUGACUAGGAUGGCGGAAGAGGGAAUCGAACCUGCAACCCUUUGAGUUGCUGGCACGGCCGCUCUAUCAACCGAGCUAUGCCGCCCCUAAGAGUCCUUUGCAAUGGGCCAAGGACUCUAUUGAAACUGGUGUGUUUUAUUAAUAUUCUUUAUUAUUAUUAGGGUCCGCAGGCCCAUACUGGUGCGUUUUAUUAUUCUUUUUUCUUUAUUAUUAGGAGUCAUUUGCAAUGGGCCAAGGACCCUAUUGAAACUGUAAGGUUUUAUUAGGGUCCGCCAGGCCCAUUGCAAAGUCCUUUGACAAUGGGCCAAAGGACCUAUUGAAUUUCGUGUGUUUUAUUCUUUGUUUCUAUCUUUAGGGUCCGCAGGCCCAUUGCAAAGGACCCUAAGUGAAUUAUAUUUAUAUAGCGCUUUUCUCUAGUGACUCAAAGCGCUUUACAUAGUGAAACCCAAUAUCUAAGUUACAUUUAAACCAGUGUGGGUGGCACUGGGAGCAGGCGGGUAAAGUGUCUUGCCCAAGGACACAACGGCAGUAACUAGGAUGGCGGAAGCGGGAAUCGAACCUGCAACCCUUUGAGUUGCUGGCACGGCCACUCUACCAACCGAGCUAUGCCGCCCCUAAGAGUCCUUUGCAAUGGGCCAAGGACCCUUUUGAAACUGGUGUGUUAUAUUAAUAUUCUUUAUUAUUAUUAGGGUCCGCAGGCCCAUACUGGUGCGUUUUAUUAUUCUUUUUUCUUUAUUAUUAGGAGUCCUUUGCAAUGGGCCAAGGACCCUAUUGAAACUGUAAGGUUUUAUUAGGGUCCGCCAGGCCCAUUGCAAAGUCCUUUGACAAUGGGCCAAAGGACCUAUUGAAUUUCGUGGGUUUUAUUCUUUGUUUCUAUCUUUAGGGCCCGCAGGCCCAUUGCAAAGGACCCUAAGUGAAUUAUAUUUAUAAAGCGCUUUUCUCUAGUGACUAAAAGCGUUUUACAUGGUGAAACCCAAUAUCUAAGAUACAUUUAAACCAGUGUGGGUGGCACUGGGAGCAGGUGGGUAAAGUGCCUUGCCCAAGGACACAACGGCAGUGACUAGGAUGGCGGAAGAGGGAAUCGAACCUGCAACCCUUUGAGUUGCUGGCACGGCCACUCUACCAACCGAGCUAUGCCGCCCCUAAGAGUCCUUUGCAAUGGGCCAAGGACUCUAUUGAAACUGGUGUGUUUUAUUAAUAUUCUUUAUUAUUAUUAGGGUCCGCAGGCCCAUACUGGUGUGUUUUAUUAUUCUUUUUUCUUUAUUAUUAGGAGUCAUUUGCAAUGGGCCAAGGACCCUAUUGAAACUGUAAGGUUUUAUUAGGGUCCGCCAGGCCCAUUGCAAAGUCCUUUGACAAUGGGCCAAGGACCCUAUUGAAUCUGGUGUGUUUUAUUAUUAUUCUUUAUUAUUAGGGUCCGCCAGGUCCAUUGCAAAGGACUCCAAAGUAGUCCUUCGCAAUGGGCCAAGGACCCUAUUGAAACUGGUGUGUUUUAUUAAUAUUCUUUAUUAUUAUUAGGGUCCGCAGGCCCAUACUGGUGCGUUUUAUUAUUCUUUUUUCUUUAUUAUUAUUCCGCUCCUUCGCACCCUAAUUUGACCCCCUUAACAUGCUUCAAAACUCACCAAAUUUGACACACACGUCGGUCUGGCAAACCUUCCCAACUUAUUAGGCAACCAAACUUUAAAAAUUAAAAUUGCUCUCUAGCGCCCACUACGAAAAAAAACCAAAACAGACUGCGUGUAACUUCCGUUAGCAAUGUCAUAGAGACAUGAAACAAAAACCUCUAUGUAGGGCUGACUUAGACCUAGAUUUCAUAAUUUUACCUUCUAGGGCAAAAAUCAACAAAAAUUUUGCAAAAAUCCCUUCAUAGCAAAAUUUGCCUAAAAAAAUGCAAUUUUUCUGUAUUUGAGCUGUAAUUUGACCCCCUUAAAAUGCUUCAAAACCCACCAAACUUGACACACCUAUCAUGACUGGCAAACAUUGUAAUCUAAUAGAAAAAAAACCCGCCAAAACUCAAGAUUGCGCUCUAGCGCAAUUUUUGAAUAAAACACAGAAAAAACUGCUCCUAGGAAGAAAACACAGACAAAACUGCUUGUAACUUCCGGUAGGAAUGUCAGACAGACAUGAAACAAAAACCUUUAUGUAGGUCUCACUUAGACCUACAUUUUAAUAAUCGACAAUAUUCAGCAAAAAUCAACAGGAAGUUGGCAAUUAUCCCUUCACAAAUUUCCCGAUAGACUCCCAAAGUUCAGUGCCCCUCCCGAAAAUCUCCCGGGGCAACAAUUCUUCCGAAUUUCUCCUGAUUUCCACCCGGACAACAAUAUUGGGGGCGUGGCUUGAAGGCACUGCCUUUAGCGUCCUCUACAGCCUGUCUUCACGUCCGCUUUUCCGCCAUACAAACAACGUGCUGCUCCAGUCACAUAAUAUAUGCUGCUUUAACACACACAAGUGAAUACUUGUUUAACAGCCAUAGGGGUCACACAGAGUGGCCGUAUAAAUAACUUUAACACUUUUAAAAAUAUUCGCCACACUGUGAAGCCACACCAAACAAGAAUGACAAACACAUUUCGGGAGAACAUCCGCACCGUAGCACAACAUAAACUCACUAGAAGAAAUACCCAGAACCCCUUGCAGCACUAACUCUUCCGGGACACUACAAUAUACACCCCCGCUAUCACCAAACCCCGCUCCCCCAAUUUUUAUUUACAUUUUAUUUGAUAUGCCAUAGAUAUUUUUUUACUCAUCAUUAUAAUUUGAAACUCGAUUUUGUAUGUGACUAUAAAGCUACAUAAGCUUUGCUUGUUUAAUAUUCAAUGCAAAACUUGUUUGGGUUCCUAUUAAAAGGUUAAUUUGUUCAACCUUGGCCCGCGGCUUUGUUCAGUUUUAAAUUUUGGCCCACUCUGUAUUUGAGUUUGACACCCCUGUUCUACGACAAGCAGUGCAUGCAUGUAGUUCGUAUGUUCUCGAGCAGACCCGACAAGAAACGGAAUGUUGAAAUAUUAACUACCGUGUAGUUGGACGUGUCCAAAGACGGGUCCGCGGUUUUUCACGCUCGCAAGUAAAAAUGCCAUGCCGUUACUUUUUCUUCCCUGUACCGUCUACUAUUAAGAUGCUUUGGACAAAUAAUAAAAGUUUGGUCUCGGG
Molecule: messenger RNA, 4748 nt
Organism: Nerophis ophidion (straightnose pipefish)
Lineage: Eukaryota; Metazoa; Chordata; Actinopteri; Syngnathiformes; Syngnathidae
Gene: prelp
Product: proline/arginine-rich end leucine-rich repeat protein
Exons: 7
Coding region: 136-1260 (374 amino acids)
Molecular function (GO): protein binding
Source: RefSeq, a predicted model, not a curated record